CGGUCACGUGACUCGGGUCCUACGGCAGGGGGCGCGGUCAGGGUCCGCAGGACUAGGCAGACACCGGAGGCCCGAGGGGCGUUCGGGUGGCUGCCAGGCCGGGACCUCAGGCCCUCUGGACGGCGAGAGAAACGGAGGCCCGCGUGGGCCGCGGGCAGCCAUGAAGGUGCUGCUGCUUGCCGGGCUCGGGGCCCUGUUCUUCUCUUAUUAUUGGGAUGACAACUUCGACCCGGCCAGCCUCCAGGGAGCUCGUGUGCUGCUGACAGGCGCCAGCGCAGGUGUGGGCGAGGAGCUGGCGUACCACUACGCUCGCCUGGGCUCCCGGCUGGUGCUCACCGCACACUCCGAGGCCCUCCUGCAGAAGGUGGUAGGGAACUGCCGGAAGCUCGGCGCCUCCACGGUCUUCUACGUCGCCGCGGACAUGGCCUCCCCUGAGGCACCCGAGCGCGUGGUGCAGUUUGCGCUGGACAAGCUGGGUGGGCUGGACUACCUCGUGCUGAACCACAUCGGCAGCGCCCGGGCCGGAACGCGGGCACGCAGCGCCCAGGGGACACGCUGGCUCGUGCAGGUUAACUUCCUCAGUUACGUGCAACUGACUUCUCUGGCGCUGCCCAGCCUCACGGACAGCAAAGGCUCCCUAGUGGUGGUGUCUUCCCUGCUCGGCCGCGUGCCCGCCUCCUUCUCCACCCCUUACUCGGCGGCCAAGUUCGCGCUGGAUGGCUUCUUCGGCUCCCUGCGGCGGGAGCUGGACGUGCAGGACGUGGACGUGGCCAUCACCGUGUGCGUCCUGGGCCUCCGAGACCGCGCCUCCGCCGCCGAGGGGGUCAGGGGUGUCACGAGGGCCAAGGCGGCCCCGGGGCCCAGGGCAGCCCUGGCGGUGAUCCGCGGCGGCGCCACGCGCGCCUCUGGUGUCUUCUACCCGUGGCGCCUGCACCUGCUCUGCCUGCUGCGGGGCUGGCUGCCGCGCCC
Tupaia belangeri chinensis (Chinese tree shrew) is the source of this 969-nucleotide messenger RNA. RefSeq names its product hydroxysteroid 11-beta dehydrogenase 1 like (gene HSD11B1L). The record is from RefSeq and is a predicted model, not a curated record. Gene Ontology annotation, cellular component: intracellular membrane-bounded organelle. Gene Ontology annotation, molecular function: oxidoreductase activity. Lineage: Eukaryota; Metazoa; Chordata; Mammalia; Scandentia; Tupaiidae.